Messenger RNA from Coccinella septempunctata (seven-spotted ladybird), 858 nucleotides. RefSeq lists its product as uncharacterized. The record is from RefSeq and is a predicted model, not a curated record. NCBI's taxonomy places the organism in Eukaryota, Metazoa, Arthropoda, Insecta, Coleoptera, Coccinellidae. The transcript is spliced from 5 exons. Bases 58 to 843 code for a protein of 261 amino acids.
UAGACAGUGUUCGACGUUUUGAUUAUUUGAGUGAUUCCACUAUUUGAUUUUUUGAAAAUGAGCGAAAAAAAAUUCAACAGGGGCAAAAAUUUUUCUAUAGAGGAAAAGAAUCUCCUUUUUUCUAUAAUAGAAUCCAAAAAAGAUAUUAUUGAAUGUAAAGCGACGAAUAAGAUCAGUAUUAUUGAGAAAAAAGAAUGCUGGGAGCAGAUAUCAAGAAUAUUUAAUGCGUUAGCGAUAGAAAAAAGGAGUGCAGCUCAGUUGAAGACGUUAUAUGAAAAUUCAAAAAGAAGGGCUAAGCAGGAAAUAGGUUCAGAAAAUAAAGAAAGGUUUCUCCAUUUUCCUCAAUCUCCAGGUGACAUCGAGGGGGAUGUGGUGUGGCAGGAGGAUCCGAAAGAAGCAGAAUUUAAAAAAAUGGCAAUACAUAAAAAGGAUGAUAUUUACAAAACCGAUGAAGGAACAUUUAAGACUUCCUCGAAGGAUGAGAUCGUCCCAUCCCUGAUAGAAGAUGUCAAGCCUUUUUCAAAUCCUUUUGAUAGUGCUGCGGUAUAUUUUGGUGAUGCCAAUCUCAUCCCUAAUCCAAAUGAUCUCAAUUCACACUCUUAUUGUGCUUCUACCAGAAAUACCCCAAUCUGCAGUAAUUCCCCCCAGAAUGUUUCCCCUCCCAAGACGUUCAACUUUAAUAAUAGAAGAAAAUUCAGAAGAUUUAUCAACCUAGAAGCCAUAAAAAAAAUGUAUUACUUACAAAAAUUGAAUACAGCAAAAUUACAGCACAGAAUUGUACAGUACGAAUUGAAGAUGAAAAAAAAAGAAUACGAGCUAAUGAUGAAUAAUCAUCAGAAAUGAAGUUUUUCUUUUGAA